Messenger RNA from Phragmites australis (common reed), 1581 nucleotides. RefSeq names its product bZIP transcription factor 12-like. Lineage: Eukaryota; Viridiplantae; Streptophyta; Magnoliopsida; Poales; Poaceae. Gene Ontology annotation, biological process: positive regulation of DNA-templated transcription. The transcript is spliced from 4 exons. Gene Ontology annotation, cellular component: nucleus. The coding region runs from base 515 to 1264 and encodes 249 amino acids. The record is from RefSeq and is a predicted model, not a curated record. Gene Ontology annotation, molecular function: DNA-binding transcription factor activity.
GGCCGUGCCGCCGUGGUCGCCGCUAUCGCCGGCUCGCCGCGACGCCAGCCGGGAAAGGAAACCAUGGGCCACGGAGCACGCCUAGCCGAAACCGUGAACCCGCCGAACCCGGCCAAUCCAGCAAUUAGUAGGAGUACUUCCUGGCGUGUCACACAUCAUACGGAGUACAGCCAGCACUAGACAGCGGCGGCGAAGGCAGUACACAGCACAGAGGACACGCGGACAGAAAGCCGCAAAGCGCCACGGCGCACGGGACCUUCCAAAGGCAGUCGCAGAGUUCCGCAGAAGGCAGAGAGACAGACAGAGACUGCUCCCCUUCCCCAGCCAACCAGUUUUUCCCAACGCUCCUCCCCGUCUACCGACUACCGAGACCUAGAGCGACAACAAUCACAGCACAAGGCGAAAAAACCAGCGCGGUUCACAAGGCAAGGAGAGGAAAGAGCAGCCGCGCCGGCCGCUGGCUGGGUGUUUUUUUUUUCUUCCAGCUGGCUGUGGUCCGGCGCACGCGCAGCGCAUGGCGUCGUCGCGGGUGAUGGCGUCGUCGUCCCAGCCGGAGCCCGCGGGCGCCUCGGACCUCGCGCGCUUCAGGAGCAGCAGCGGCAUCGGAUCCAUGAACAUGGACGACAUCCUCCGCAACAUAUACGGCCCGGAGGACGCCGCCGCGGCGGCCAGCGCCGGCGCCGGCGGGAGGGCAGUGGAGCCCUCCCCCGCGCCCCCGGAGGCGACCGCCCGGCGGACGGCAGAGGAGGUGUGGAAGGAGAUCUCCGCCUCCGGAGGGCUCUCCGCCCCUGCUCCCGCUUCCGCUCCCGCCGCCGGCACCGGCGCAACCGGCGGCGGCGGCGCGGCCGAGAUGACGCUGGAGGAUUUCCUGGCGAGGGACACCGGCGCUAGGGCUGCAGGGGUUGAGGGGAACAUGGCGCUGGGGUUCCCUGAUGGUGAUGGGGUGGGGAGCAUAGUGGGGGGAGGCAGCGGGAGGAGCAGGAAGCGAGCGCCGAUAGAUCCCACGGACCGCGUGGUUAUGCAGCGGCAGAAGCGUAUGAUCAAGAACCGCGAGUCCGCCGCCAGGUCCAGGGACAGGAAACAGGCUUAUGUCUCUGAGCUGGAAUCACAGGUCACGCAGCUAGAGAAGGAGCAAUCAGAACUGUUAAAAGAGCAGGAGGAGCGAAACCAAAAGAGACUUAAGGAGCUGAUGGAAAAAGCCAUCCCUGCCAUACGGAAAAUACCGUUACAAGAUAUUAGGAGAACCAACUCCAUGGAAUGGUAGAAAUGACCCAAGCUCUGUUGUUGUUCUCUUAGAAGUUACAUAAUUUCUUGUUUUGUUCUAUAUUUCUGUUUUCCUAGCUUUCUUUGGCAGCUAUUUAGGAAUAGCUGAAGACAUUUUAGGUAACAUGAAAACUGUUGUAGGGGAGGGAUUGUGCGUGAUCAAGAAGUCAAGCCAUUCAGAUUUGAUGCGUGGAUCUGUUGGCAGCUCGAUUGUCUGUUUUAUUGUCAAUGUGACGUGUGUUGUAUAAACAAGAAUGAGUUGGUUUACCUGAAGGGUGCACAAAAAAAGACCUCAUUACAAAGGCAUCUAUUUGUACA